AACAAAAUGACCAAAUCAAUCCUGACAGACGCUCUCCCCGAGCCGCCUACCUCGUCCGUCCGGCCGUACCCCACGCACUGCCAGGACCUCGCGCUGCAGAAGUACCUGCUCCUCCAUGAGCAGCACGAGUCCCUGCGGCAACACCUCGACGAGCUGCGCCCGCCGCGCCACCAGAGCCUCACAAACUCCCUCUACACUCCCGUGUCCCCCAACCCGCCGCCCACACGCCGCAUGUCCCUGUCGCCCAUGACCGAUCACACGUCGCCGUCGUCGUCACGACACACCGGCAUCUCGCCGUCUUCGCUGAGAACCCCCAGGAGAAGCAUUAGCCCCCCUUCCUCCGCGGUAGCAGCCGCUGCAGCGUGGCGGAUGGCCGAGGUCGCGGUCGAGGAGGCCAAGCUGUGCGACGUCAACGAGGGCAUGAAGCGCGCGCUGACCGAGCUGCUCAAUUGCGAGACGGUGCGCGGCGAUCCGGCCUUCCGCAUGUGGGUCCAGUGCCGGCUGCUGGACACGGAGCGGGAGCUGAGGAGUGGGCGGAGGAGGCGGAGCGCCCCUGGUGCUUGA
Molecule: messenger RNA, 564 nt
Organism: Chaetomium strumarium
Lineage: Eukaryota; Fungi; Ascomycota; Sordariomycetes; Sordariales; Chaetomiaceae
Exons: 2
Source: RefSeq, a predicted model, not a curated record